CAUGCGCCUCGGUGCGUCUUCCCCAUGCUGGUUCUGUGAAGUCUGCCGCACCUCCACCUGGUCUUUAGGGAUCUCGUGUUUGAGCUCUGUCCAGGCUGUAGCCGCCGCCACGAUGGGCAAAACUGCUGACUCUCUGAGUCAGGGAACCCGAUCCGACCCGGUGCGGAGCUUCAAUCGCUGGAAGAAAAAACACAGCCAUAGGCAGAACCAAAAGAAGCAGUUGAGGAAGCAGCUGAAGAAGCCCGAGUGGCAGGUCGAACGUGAAGGCAUCAGCCGCCUUAUACAGAACUAUGAGAAGAUAAAUGUAAAUGAAAUUACAAGAUUUUCAGAUUUCCCCUUGUCUAAAAAAACAUUGAAAGGUUUGCAAGAAGCCCAGUACCGCUUGGUAACUGAGAUACAGAAGCAGACCAUAGGGUUGGCUUUGCAAGGUAAAGAUGUACUUGGAGCUGCCAAAACUGGAUCUGGCAAGACUUUGGCUUUUCUUGUUCCAGUGUUGGAAGCCUUAUACCGUCUGCAGUGGACCUCAACUGAUGGGCUGGGUGUUCUGAUAAUAUCACCUACACGAGAACUGGCAUAUCAGACCUUUGAGGUUCUCCGAAAAGUAGGAAAGAACCAUGACUUCUCAGCUGGUCUCAUCAUUGGUGGAAAGGAUCUGAAACAUGAAGCUGAGAGGAUCAACAACAUAAAUAUACUCGUUUGCACACCAGGUCGGCUUCUGCAACACAUGGAUGAAACAAUAUGUUUUCAUGCCACCAAUCUCCAAAUGUUAGUUCUUGAUGAAGCAGACAGAAUAUUGGAUAUGGGCUUUGCUGAUACUAUGAAUGCUAUUAUUGAAAAUCUUCCCAAGAAACGUCAGACUUUACUUUUCUCAGCAACACAAACUAAAUCUGUAAAGGACCUUGCUCGCUUGAGCUUGAAAAACCCUGAAUAUGUAUGGGUUCAUGAAAAAGCAAAAUACAGCACCCCUGCUACUUUGGAACAGAACUACAUAGUUUGUGAGCUGCAGCAAAAAAUAAGUGUGCUGUAUUCCUUUUUGAGAAGUCAUCUGAAGAAGAAGAGUAUUGUGUUUUUCUCUAGUUGCAAAGAGGUUCAGUACCUGUACCGAGUUUUCUGUCGGCUUCGCCCUGGUAUUUCUAUCCUUGCUCUCCAUGGUCGACAACAACAGAUGAGAAGAAUGGAAGUCUAUAAUGAAUUUGUCCGCAAGAGAGCUGCAGUACUCUUUGCUACGGAUAUUGCAGCCAGGGGGCUGGAUUUUCCAGCUGUAAAUUGGGUUCUUCAGUUUGAUUGUCCAGAGGAUGCCAACACAUAUAUUCAUAGAGCAGGUAGAACUGCCAGGUACAAAGAGGAUGGUGAAGCCUUAUUAAUUUUGCUUCCCUCAGAAGAAAAAGGGAUGGUGCAGCAACUUCUCCAGAAAAAAGUACCUGUAAAGGAAAUCAAAAUCAAUCCAGAAAAACUUAUAGAUGUACAGAAAAAAUUGGAAUCUUUUUUAGCCCAAGAUCAAGAUUUAAAAGAAAGAGCUCAAAGGUGUUUUGUCUCCUACAUACGUUCAGUAUACCUUAUGAAGGAUAAAGAAGUAUUCGAUGUGAACAAGUUACCUAUUCCUGAAUAUGCACUGUCUCUUGGUCUUGCUGUGGCACCACGGGUAAGAUUUCUUCAGAAAAUGCAGAAACAAUCUACCAAAGAAUUGGUGAAGAGUCAAGACAAUGUGGUAACUGAGCCCAGGGCUCCAUCUCUCACCAAUGAUGAGGUGGAAGAAUUUAGAGCCUAUUUCAAUGAGAAGAUGUCCAUCCUUCAGAAAGGUGGGAAAAGACUACAAGGGACAGAGAAUAGACAGAAUAGUGAUGUUAGUGAAGAGGAGGAGGAGGAGGAGGAGGAGGAGGAGGAGGAGGAGGAGGAUGAAGAAGAAGAAGAAGAAGAAGAAGAAGAAGAAGAAGAAGAAGAAGAAGAAGAAGAAGAAGAAGAAGAAGAAGAAGGAGAAGGAGAAGGAGGAGAAGAAGAAAUGAAAGAGAAACUGGGAAAAGCGAAAGGGUCUCAAACUCAAUCUCAUCCCAACAUGGAGACACAGAAGGUCAAGGAAGUUUCUGUGCGGUUCUUGGACCAAGAUGAUGAGGAAGAAGAUGGACCUGAUAAUGAUUUUCUUACAGUGAAACGGUGCAAUGUGUUUGGGUUGAAUCUUUCAGAGAAUAAAGUGUUACAGAAGAAAGAACCUUCUAAAUCCAGUGUCAAGAAAAAAGUAACCAAAGUGGCAGAAGCAAAAAAAGUAAUGAAGAGAAAUUUUAAAGUGAAUAAGAAAAUAACAUUUACUGAUGAAGGGGAGUUGGUUCAGCAGUGGCCACAGAUGCAGAAAUCCACCAUGAAUGAUAAGGAGGAGGAUGAUGACACUGGUGGUAUCAACUUAGAUAAAGCAAAGGAAAGGCUUCAGGAAGAGGACAAAUUUGACAAAGAAGAAUAUAGGAAGAAAAUUAAGGCAAAGCAUCGGGAGAAGAGACUGAAAGAAAGGGAAGCCAGAAGAGAAGCCAACAAGAGACAAGCAAAGGCCAAAGAGGAAGAGGAAGCUUUUCUGGAUUGGAGUGAUGAUGAUGAUGAUGGAUUUGAUCCGAGCACACUUCCAGAUCCAGAUAAAUACAGAAGCUCUGAAGAAUCAGAUAGUGAAGACAUGGAAAAUAAAAUUAGUGAUACCAAGAAGAAGCAGGAAAUGAAGAAAAGGAACAACAGUGAAGUGGAAGAUGUGGGACCAACAAGUCAUCAUAGAAAGAAGGCCAAGUGGGAAACCUUAGAACCUUUGGAUACAGGCCUGUCUUUAGCAGAGGAUGAAGAGCUGGUGUUACAUCUACUCAAAAAUCAAAGCUAAAUACUUCCCAUGCCUGUCUGCUCUUUGAUACUUCUGGACAUCAUUACGUUGAGAAGAAGUUAGAACACAGUUGACUUUGGGGCCUGUAGAUAUCAUAUGUCCCAUUCCCAAAGGACACAUUCUUCAGACAAAAGCAAUUACAUCUCUGAGCCCCUUCACAAGCCAUGCUUUGCACCAUUACAGAACAUAUUCAGAGUAAGGGUGGGAUAUUUAGUUUCUUGGUCUCAUUUUGCAAUGUGUGCUGUUAAAUUUUAUAGGUGGGUUCCUGCCCCUUCUCACUGAAAUGCUCCUUUGUUUUACUGGCAAGUUCUGGAGCCUUGUUUCAUAGUUGGAAAUUCCUGUAUCGCUAUGCAGAAGUCUCAGUGUAACUUAAAAUGGCUCUUAAUUUUAAGGUAUAUUUCGUAUUUUCAAAGAGAUAGAGUAUGGUGCACCAGCCUUGGAAAAGGAGUAUUUUUUAAUUGAAAUGAUCAUUAAUAAACAUAUUUCCUAUAAAAUAAAGUAUUAAUGUUUUCA
Molecule: messenger RNA, 3364 nt
Organism: Marmota monax (woodchuck)
Lineage: Eukaryota; Metazoa; Chordata; Mammalia; Rodentia; Sciuridae
Gene: Ddx10
Product: DEAD-box helicase 10
Exons: 18
Coding region: 2-2851 (949 amino acids)
Biological process (GO): rRNA processing
Cellular component (GO): nucleus
Molecular function (GO): ATP binding; nucleic acid binding; RNA helicase activity
Source: RefSeq, a predicted model, not a curated record